AUGGGUUCCAACGGGUCCAAAGUUGCCCAGGACACAGCGCUGCACGAGAAGGCUGUCCUUGAGCGCCUCCGCGCUAUGCACAUUCAGAGUCACGAUAGGAGCGAUGAAGGCUAUGUCUACGUCGAUGAUCAGAAAUCGGAGCCGGCGGAUCAGAUCGAUGAGAAGGCCGCCAGGGCACUCAAGUCGAGGACGCCGGAGAAUAUCUCCGUCUCACAGAUGGGCGCCUGGCAGAAGCUGGCUUUGGCUGCCCUCUCAGCAAACAAUCCCAAGGAACUGCUGUUGUCUCGUGCCACCCAGAUCGCGGAUCAGCAGGUCUUCAACGUCAAGAUCCCCUUCGAGGGUGGCCCCAUCACGAAUCAACGCAGCAGUGGCCGGUGCUGGCUCUUCGCGUCGACGAACGUCUUCCGGGUGGCCCUGAUGCAAAAGUACAACCUCGAGGCGUUCGAGCUGUCGCAGGCAUACCUGUUCUUCUGGGACAAGCUGGAGAAGUCCAACUGGUUCCUCGAGCAGAUCAUCUCGACUGCGGACCAAGACCUCGACUCCCGUCUUGUCCAGAGACUGCUCGGCGAGCCCCUUAGUGACGGCGGCCAGUGGGACAUGGUCUACAACCUGGUCGAGAAGUACGGCCUGGUGCCGCAGAGCAUCUACCCGGACAGCUACAACGCCAUGUCGUCCGGCACGCUCAACGCCAUCGUCUUUACGAAGCUCCGCGAGUACGCCCUCCAGCUGCGGGACCUGCUCGGCAAGCCCUCGACCACCUCGGACAAGAUCCACCAGGCCAAGUCCAAGAUGAUGCACGAGAUCCACACCAUCCUGACUCUGACCCUCGGGCCCCCGCCGUCGCCGACCGACGAGUUCACCUGGAGCUUCCUCGACAAGGGCGGCAGGGCGAAGGAGGUGCGCGCCACGCCGCUCACCUUCUCCAAGGACAUCUACAGCUCGGGCUUCCGGGUCAGCAGCGCCGCCAUCGCGCGGAUGGUGUCCCUGGUCAACGACCCGCGGCACCCGCCGCUGUCGCUCCUGACGGUGGACCGGCUCGGCAACGUCGUCGGCGGGCGCGGCGUCACCUACAUCAACGUGGGCGCGGACGCGCUGAAGCGGGCCUGCGUCGCCAUGCUGCGGGCCGGGCUGCCCGUCUUCUUCGGCAGCGACGUGGGCAAGUUCAGCGCCGCGGCGAGCGGCGUCAUGGACCUGGACCUCAUCGACUACGAGCUCGGCUUCGGCGCCGGCGUCGGCAUGCUGGGCAUGGACAAGGCGGCGCGGGUGCGCACGGGCGAGAGCGCCAUGACGCACGCCAUGGUGCUGACGGCGGUGCACGUCGACGACGAAAAGUCCGGCGGCCGGCCCGUCCGCUGGCGCGUGCAGAACAGCUGGGGCGAGGCGGCCGGGGACAGGGGCUGGUUCGUCAUGAGCGACGCGUGGAUGGACGAGUUUGUGUACCAGGCCGUCGUCGACCCUGCGUUCCUGCCCCGGGAGGUGACGGACGUGCUGGACCAGGAGCCGAUUGUGCUUCCGCUCUGGGACCCGAUGGGAUCGCUGGCGUAG
Messenger RNA from Thyridium curvatum, 1545 nucleotides. RefSeq lists its product as uncharacterized. The coding region runs from base 1 to 1545 and encodes 514 amino acids. The transcript has 2 exons. Gene Ontology annotation, cellular component: cytoplasm. Gene Ontology annotation, biological process: proteolysis; L-homocysteine catabolic process; response to toxic substance. Lineage: Eukaryota; Fungi; Ascomycota; Sordariomycetes; Thyridiales; Thyridiaceae. Gene Ontology annotation, molecular function: cysteine-type aminopeptidase activity. The record is from RefSeq and is a predicted model, not a curated record.